CCGUCGACAAAGAUCUCACGCAGGAGUCCUAAACUUCUAAGUUUCUUAGUCCAUAUUGUUUGCUUAGUUACGAUGUUCUGAUGGAUACAAAAUCAUUAAAACAAACAUCAAAUAAACUCGUUCUCCUGGAAAACCCUACUCCUAAGGCUAUAAAUCAUACCCACGGAUCAGAAUUGACGCUGCAGGCCACAUGGGGUGACCCGUUCUUAUUUACUGAAGAGCUACGUGCUUAUGGUGUUUCCGGACAAAUACGUACAUUUUGCCUGAAAUCCGAAAUUGCUAACCUGUUUUAGCUGACUGAUUGAAACGAUAUGCCUCUUAAAAAAGGCACGCAACAGAAUGCAUUUGACGUAUGGUCACCUUUAGAGUAUAUGUAACUUUAUCCGCUCAUCCGAGCACGAUUCAGUACUGCGGUGAAAUCAAGCAAGCCGAGUCAGCCUGUUAUGUUAUGAAUUGAGCACAGUCCUCGCGGGACAUGAUUUAAUCCCUAUCAGAGACAACGCAUUUUAACUGGUUGAUAACUGAGUGCCGUGUGAAUACAAGACAGCUCGUGGAGCCAAUCCACUUUUUUUUUUAGAGGUUUUGCCCUUUGGCUUUCGGUAAUCCUCUACCCAGGGAAUUGUCUAACUGACGCCACGAGGCGACAACUGUGAGUAUUCUUGCAAUUGUACUCGGUUGUAAGUCGCAAGGGCACAAACGGAAGAGUUAGGACCUACAUACAAAAUAAAACAUAAAGGAAGGGAGGUUAAAGAAGGGAAGAACCUCGACAGCACCAAUAUUCCCAGAAAAUGACAAACUCCUCGUUAGCAAAUGAAGGCAACGGCAGCACUAUGGCCAAGUGCGGAGGCAGCGGGCUGGGGGAUAGUACAGUGUCAUUACAAGCAACCUUAACCCUACUGUAUGCAAUCAUCUUUCCCGUCGCCCUUUUGGGAAACUCGCUUGUUCUGUAUGUGGUCUUCAAGAGACAGAGCAUGAGGAACGUGCUGAAUCUUCUUAUUGUCAAUAUGGCAGUUGCUGACCUUCUGGUAACAAUCUUCGUCAUGCCUUGGUCUGUCUCCUAUCUCUUUGUGAUACUUCAAUGGUUUGGAGGAAUCUUUGGCAAAAUCCUGUGCAAGACGAUCCAUUUCUCUUUUACGACGUCGCUCGCAGCGUCAGUUAUCACACUUAUGGUCAUCACAGUGGAUAGAUUUCUGACAAUCGUGUUUGUAUGGAAAACUUGUCUUAACCUCAGAACUUCGAAAGUCUCUUUGGUUAUAAUCUGGAUUAUGUCGAUUGUCAUCAUGGGACAUUACCUUGAGGUUUUCAAAGUUAACCAACCACUCAAGGACGUGGGAAACGACAAUUAUUACUGUCACCCCGACUGGCAGCGAAUGCCUGCUCACUUCGACAAAUUCUUCAAUGUUACGGUGUUUGUGGCGCUCUACGCGUUUCCCUUAAUUUUGAUGGCGAUUCUGUACUCCAUGAUUAUUCAUAAGUUAUGGAGAGAAAGAAUUGCAAGCGGAGGCGACACAAAUAUUAACAGCUCCAAGAAACGAGUGGUAAAGAUGCUGAUAACAGUAACACUUGCCUUUGCGGUGUGUUGGCUCCCUCUACACAUCAUGCACUAUUACAUAUACUUUGAACCCGAGACGUUUACGUGCAUGUCGAGUUAUCUGGUGCUGAUGUCGUUCUGGCUUGGACACGCCAACAGCGCAAUCAAUCCAGUGCUUUACGUGAUUUUCAAUAAGACCUUCCGCCGAGCGUUUCUACAGGCCUUGCACAUCGAGUCGUUCAACAGUAUCCACUUGAGGACUUCCAUUGUACGGGUAACGUCAGACAGAAGGUCUUCAUCGCCCUUUACACCAACUAAGACCUCUUUCAAAAACGGAAAUAAUAACGAGGAAAGCCAUCCUUAUACUCCACCUAUCUCAAAUUCACGAUCCCACAAAGAGAUUUAUGCCUAUGGCAAACUGAUACAACGGAACGAACACUCUAAAUCAUCUAAUUCAUGCUCUGAUGACGGCAAGACAAAUCGUCGCUCCAUAAUGGUUGUAAUGGACAAAAUGACUAGUGUCUGAACUAAAUAUAAAGAAAACCAGGGACAUAACAAUAUGUACUUAUUGACCGAGUGUGGACGGGGCUGGCUCGCUGGCUGCGGUCGAUCUGUACGUCACAACCUUGAGCCGUUCCAACCAAACUCAGUUAAUAAUCAUUUUUUAUUAUUUGACCUCUAAGUGUUGAAAAUUUGAACCCAGAUUGGACGCGAUAGACGGGCACACGCAGCCACACGAGCACAAAAAAAUUCUGUAAUGAGAACUUUUCUUUUCUUUUUUUCAUGUCAGAACAAGAAACUCCUAAUUCCUUGUAAAUCGCGAUUUCUUUUCUCAUUUCUGUUUUCCUGUUUUUGUAACAAAGCGACGCGGGGGCAGCAGAGCUGGACGGUUUUUUCCGGACCAGCUCACGUCAACCCGUCCGCCCCUGCACACUUCAGCUUUUACUAUAGUUUUUUUUUAUAGGACUGCGCGAGCGGGGCCGGACGGGUCAUUUGAUAAAACGGUGUAAUGUUUAAAGUGCCAUAAUUAUUGAGAUGAAUUCCAAAGCUUAUCAUUCAAUUCUUGGUUUGAAGGACAGUAGGGUUAGAUUUGUUUCAUUCUAAGUAUCCUGUAAUUUGUAGAAGCCGAUUGUAUUUUGUGUUGUAAAUAUCCAGUGCCAUAGGUGGUGUAACAUUUUGAGAUUGCUUACAAAAAGGUGUGCUCAUAUUAACCGACUUAAAGAAUAAUCAGUGAUAGCUAAAGGCAGAAGCAAGACUGGCUAACUUAAGUGGUGUUGUGCAUUUUUACCACUGAAACGCUAGUUUGAUUGAUCUACAUUACAAAUGCUGUUUAAUUUUGUACUUAGAAAAGUGGUUUAAUUAAAAGGUUAUCUUAAGCAAAACAAGCGAGUAUGUCGAAAGAGUAGAGUGUUUUCACUGAAGUUGACAUUUUAGUUAAUUCUAUUUUUACUUUACUAGUCUAGUGAAACCAUAGUGCUAUAUUUUACUUAAAAAGCUUCAUUAAAAUGAUAGAAAGCUG
This is a messenger RNA of Stylophora pistillata, 3050 nucleotides long. Its product is annotated as galanin receptor 2b. Gene Ontology annotation, molecular function: G protein-coupled receptor activity. Gene Ontology annotation, cellular component: plasma membrane. Gene Ontology annotation, biological process: G protein-coupled receptor signaling pathway. Lineage: Eukaryota; Metazoa; Cnidaria; Anthozoa; Scleractinia; Pocilloporidae. The record is from RefSeq and is a predicted model, not a curated record.